AUGGAGUCUAGCAAGUGUUUGUUGCUGUCGGUGGUGUUUAUUAUUUCUGUUUUCGGAACCAUUUCUGUGGACGGUGCUGCCCUUGGACGAGCGCCGCGUCAGCUAAGCAGUUUGCUCACGCUCAGUGGAGAAUCGAAUGCAAGAAUAGAAAAUGGCACCAUCAUCUGUGACACCCUCAAGUGCCCCGAGGAAUCGUUCAAGUGCGUGAUCGUCAAAAACUCCACCAAGGACGACGUGAACAAAAUCCAAGUAACGCGCGAAUGCCUUGAUCCGGCGGGCAAGGCGACGGCCAAGACGCUCACCACCGAACAGUCCAACUUCCCCGGUCAGCAGUUCGAGAGCUACGCCGAAAUCGAUAAGAAUGGCAACAUUGCAUCGUUCGACAACCGCGGCAACACGUACAAUCACUCCGGUUCUGGUGACAUUCAUUCGUAUCUGUACGACCAAAUAGAAGACCUGCACAAGGCAAUACUCGAUCAGCUGAGCAAUGCGGGUAAUCCGUUCGCCGGGAAGUGAUUCGGCGACGGAGGCUAUAGGUCAAUAAAAUUCGCCCAGGAUUCGUUUGCAUGCGAGCA
Molecule: messenger RNA, 575 nt
Organism: Anopheles nili
Lineage: Eukaryota; Metazoa; Arthropoda; Insecta; Diptera; Culicidae
Exons: 2
Coding region: 1-516 (171 amino acids)
Source: RefSeq, a predicted model, not a curated record